Etheostoma spectabile (orangethroat darter) is the source of this 3238-nucleotide messenger RNA. RefSeq names its product peroxisomal sarcosine oxidase. Gene Ontology annotation, cellular component: peroxisome. The record is from RefSeq and is a predicted model, not a curated record. Gene Ontology annotation, molecular function: sarcosine oxidase activity; L-pipecolate oxidase activity; flavin adenine dinucleotide binding. NCBI's taxonomy places the organism in Eukaryota, Metazoa, Chordata, Actinopteri, Perciformes, Percidae.
GUCUGUUCCUGCGUGUUGAAAACAAAUCCAGGCAGCAUGUCGACUGAAAGGGAGUAUGAGGUCAUAGUGAUCGGGGCCGGGGUGCAGGGCUCCUUCACGGCCUAUCAGCUGGCACAGAGGAACAAGAAGACUCUUCUGCUGGAGCAGUUUGUCCUGCCCCACAGCCGAGGUAGCUCCCAUGGCCAGACCCGCAUAAUCCGCAAGGCCUACGAGCAAGACUUCUACAUCCACAUGAUGGAGGAGUGCUACGAGCUAUGGGCCCAGCUGGAGAGGGAGACGGGUGUCAAACUGUACAGACAAACAGGACUUCUGGUGAUGGGACCAGAAAGCAGUCAGAGUUACCUUGCGAUUAAGAACACCCUGCAGAGGAACAAGGUUCCUAUGGUGAUCCUAAACCGGGACAACUUCAGCCAGCAUAUCCCCCAUGUCAACCUGGCUGAGGGAGACGGAGCUGUGGUGGACAUCACUGCUGGAGUUUUGUAUGCUGACCGUGCACUCAAGACUGUCCAGGGGCAGUUUCAGAAGUUGGGUGGGGUCAUAAGAGACAAAGAGAAGGUAACAGACAUCAAGCCUGGCCCUGUUGUGACAGUGUCAACCUCUGCUGGUGUUUAUCGAGCCAACAGUGUGGUGAUCACCGCUGGACCCUGGGCUAACAGACUGCUUGCCCACAUUGGCUUACAGUUGCCACUUGAGGUGGUGAAGAUCAAUGUGUGCUACUGGAGAGAGAAGGUUCCUGGUUCAUACAAUGUGAAGCAGCGCUUUCCUUGCUUCCUGCAGACUGAGGGCGAGGAGUCAAAACAGCAAAUUUACGGCCUCCCAUCCAACGAGUACCCAGGCCUGAUGAAGAUAUGUUACCAUGCGGGUGCUGAGACAGACCCAGACCAGAGGGACAGGCAGACUGACCGGUCUGAUAUUGACAUCCUCCAGCGUUACAUCACCCGCUGUUUACCUGGCCUGGUCCCAGAACCCGCUGUGGUGGAGAGCUGCAUGUAUACGCUAACUCCUGACCAUCAUUUUGUGCUGGACUGCCACCCUCUACCGCAACAUUGUGUUGGAGCAGGAUUCUCAGGUCACGGCUUCAAGUUUGGACCAAUCAUUGGCAAGCUGCUAUGUGAACUCAGCCUGGGAGAUGUGCCCUCCUAUGACCUUUCACCUUUCCAAAUCAGUCGCUUCCAGGCAAAGACCAAAUCGGCUUUAUAGAUUUGGGAGUGGGUUCUCAGAGCAUUAACAGACUUAUCUAAUUGUAACUGAAUGAUUUGAGAUCGUCAUGGUCCUUUACAUGGGCUGAAAUAUAUGCCACCAGAAACUGAAUUUGAAUCAUUUAUAUUUGAAUGAUGUGUAUUUAAAUUUGAAGUCUUUCUGGGCCAGAAGGGUGCAGUUUCACCGUUAACCGCUAAGCCCAUGGUUUCUUUAAGACAUGUCGCUGUUCCUUGGGGCUUGGGCAAGGCAAGCACUUCUUCCUCGUUUCAUAGUGGUUACUGUGCUCCAAAACGUAGGUCCUGUGGAUCUGCGCAACUGAAUUAAUCUGCGCUCAAUUGCUCUCCCUUCAUCCUUCAACUACCCUGAUGUCUGUCACAGUAACUUGAAAUUGAAUUGUGAGAACUGAAUGUGAAGAUAUAUAGAGAGUUGAAUUUUCAGUGAGGAUCAAAUUUUAUUGGACUUCAGUUCCAAACAAAUAAAUUCAAUUUUGAAUUGCACUAUUCAGAUUCCGUUUUUGAAUGCAGUGAUUAAAGUUUAGCAAUUCAAAUAUACAUGAUUCAAAUUCAGUUUCUGGUGGCACAUAUCUACCCCAUACCUUUAGCCCUAGGCUGUUGAAUGCAAUCACUAAAGCACUAAAUUAUUGUUUGAUGGUUUCAAAAAAAAAAGUGAAAUAUGUAAAAAUAAAUGUAUCUUAUAAAAAUAAAACCUACAUUCAUGAUAGGCUUACUGGCCUGUACGGUAGCCAUUCACAGAUACAAGUAAGCUUAAGGAUACACUGUGCCCCAUUUUAACAUUAAAACGUGUGUGUCUGUAUGUAUGUGUAUAUAUAUAUAUAUGUGUAUAUAUAUAUAUAUAUAUAUAUAUAUAUAUACACAGAUAGUAUGCACCACAAAAAGGUAUGUGUAUAGGCUUUUGGCCGCCCUAUACAUUAUUGUUGACCCAGUUUAAUAUGCAACUCAUCUUUAUACAAAAUAUAUAGUUACGGGUCCCGUUUGUAGUUUUUUUUGUUUAUGGGCCGAGGUGCAGUUUGAACUGAUUUGUUUUUUUUCAGUCUGAACAUGUGUCACAGGGAGCACAUUCCCCAAUUUUGGAGUCAUAACAGCUAACAUUUAAGACUUAGAGCGGUACUAGGGCCCCCCUCCUAGUUAGGGAGUAGCAGAGCGGAGUGGAUGGAUGUAGGAUGGGGCUGAGUCAUUCACCAGUGUCUUGAAUCAGAUUCCAGCCUCCACUGGAAGCCAGAGUGGGGAAGGACUGCUGCUAUAAACUUAUAUUCAAAGUAUUUACAUUUGACAACAAAAUGUCCCUAAUUUCGGCCAGAUGUCUUUGUUAUGUUGGCGUGUUUGGACAAUGAGUAACUGCUCAUCAGAUGUCUGCAGGGUGCUCCGUCUGGCGCCCAGUGCCACCCAUGACAAUUGUGAUUGGUUUAAAGAACUGACAAUAAACCAAAGCAUGUUUUUCUCCCAUCCCAAAAUGCUGUGUGGACUAGCCAGAGCCAGGAUUGUGCAGGAAGGUCUGGCAAUGCAAGACUACUAAAGACGACUAAAACUAACUCCAAUUUUGACUGAUUAGAGUAGAUUCUAAAUAAGCCCAUUGCCAAAUGUGAGCUUUGGACUCUGUAAAUUUGUAAAAGAAAUUGCACAGCCAUCCCUCUCAGUGCAUGAAAAGGCUUUGUACGAUAGUGGUGAAACAUGAACAUGUGUGAAGAUGUCAGGCUGUCACCUGAGAGCAGUCUAUUGCUGCUGCAUAUGGAGCUACAUCACUUGCAUACCAAAUAGUUUUGUUCACUGUUUUAAUACUGCACAGUUCACCAUGGUAUGCUUAGUAUGCAGUGCGGUAUGACAUCCAACCAACAUACAAAUUUGCAUUUGAAAUGAAAGAAGAUAAUAAGAAGUCUAGUUGUUUUCCAAAGCAAGAAGAACCUUGUCUAAUGAACUAGUAAUAAACUAAUACUGCCUUGAUUUUGACCAAAUCUAACACCGUUGUGCAAUUGUAAAUUCCCCCAUCUGUGAUAAACGGUAAUAAAAUAUCUAUAAUCUUA